CUGUUUAUUUCAGUCUCUGCAGCAGGGACCAACACACAGACAAUUAAGUUCCGGAYGGGACCGUGGUUUCGUUUUUAAGARCAAARCACCGCGGCACAACUUCCCCUUGUGAGYUUUGUGUGCUUCAUGCUGCCCUGCAUGGGAGACCUCUGAGGGCUCAGCCCUCUCCCCUGAAAUUUCACCCUGACUGCUGGGACAAGGUCUUGGAAGAGCUYCUGAAGAGUUACUGAAGGAGAGAAUAUUUACCAGGAGUGAUUAAAGACAAUGGAUCCGGACUUUUUAAAUGCAUUUACACAGCCCUCUACACUUAAUCAGUUCCUGACUGAGGACAUCAUUGCUAAAGGUGAGAAGAGGAAACUCAUAAAACCAACCUCAAGCAGCAACCCCAAACUGGAAGAAUUAAAACUGUUCUUGAUUGAAUGGAUUAACAGAACUCUGAAAGAGGAGCACAUCGUAGUUAAAAGUCUGGAAGAAGACCUGUAUGAUGGGCUGGUACUUCAUCAUCUCCUGGAAAACUUAGGAUCUCUCAAGCUGGAUGUUGACAAGAUUGCCUUAACAGAAAAAAAACAGCGACAGAAACUCACUGUGAUUAUGGAAGCUGUGGCCAAGUGUUUGCAACUGGAAGAAAGUCAGCUGAAAUGGAGUGUGGAAUCUAUCUUGGCAAAGGACUUACUGAGCACACUGCAUCUUCUGGUUGCAAUAGCAAAGCACUUUGAACCCAGCCUGGCUCUGCCUCCMAAUGUUCAAGUGGAAACAAUCACCAUUGAGACCACCUCUGGGGGAUUAAAGACAUCAAAUGCAGUGGAGUAUAUCACAGAAAACAAAGAGAAUGUAGAAGCGCAGUCAAAAGAUGAUGCCUUUGAUGAAUUAUUUAGCUGUGCUCCAGAUAAACUGGAUGCUGUAAAAAAGGCACUUUUGCAAUUUGUCAACCAGCAUGUUGGAAAAUUAGGAUUAAAUGUGRAAGACAUCACAUCUCAGUUUUCAGAUGGAGUUAUCUUACUUCUUUUAAUUGGACAACUGGAGGGUUACUUUCUGAAUUUAAGGGAUUUCUUCCUGACUCCAGCCAGCACCACAGAGAUGCUCCACAAUGUUAACCUGGCAUUGGACUUGCUAACAGAUGGAGGUCUUCUGAAUUUUCCUGUGAACUCUGAAGAUAUUGUGAACGGAUAUGCGAAGGCUACAAUGCGGGUUCUGUAUUGCUUGUAUUCCAAAUACAAGACCAGAGAAGCAUGAAGA
Malurus melanocephalus (red-backed fairy wren) is the source of this 1236-nucleotide messenger RNA. RefSeq names its product parvin gamma (gene PARVG). The record is from RefSeq and is a predicted model, not a curated record. Gene Ontology annotation, molecular function: actin binding. The transcript has 13 exons. Gene Ontology annotation, biological process: establishment or maintenance of cell polarity; actin cytoskeleton organization; substrate adhesion-dependent cell spreading. Bases 265 to 1233 code for a protein of 322 amino acids. Gene Ontology annotation, cellular component: cytoplasm; focal adhesion; actin cytoskeleton. NCBI's taxonomy places the organism in Eukaryota, Metazoa, Chordata, Aves, Passeriformes, Maluridae.